Trichoderma reesei QM6a is the source of this 741-nucleotide messenger RNA. RefSeq lists its product as uncharacterized. The transcript has 3 exons. The record is from RefSeq and is a predicted model, not a curated record. The coding region runs from base 90 to 635 and encodes 181 amino acids. Lineage: Eukaryota; Fungi; Ascomycota; Sordariomycetes; Hypocreales; Hypocreaceae.
UGGACUCUGUUCUCUUUAUCAAACAGCUCAACAGAUCUCAUCUUAUCCCCCCAGAUCACACAUCUUUCCAUAACCACACAUCAGACAAGAUGAAGUUCUUCGCGACUCUGCUCUUUGCUGCCGCUGGCGUCUCUGCCGCUGGCUCUGCUACUGCCCCAGCCACCCCAGGUUCCACCUGUCUGGCCGACUACAUCCUCGAGGACUGCCUCAGCUCAACAACCAAGACUGCGAACUCGUGCAAACCCACCGACUACGAGUGCCUCUGCGCCGCCUACCAGGCCGUCUUGACCUGCUACAACAACUGCCCCAACGACAUCCGCGCCCCCUCGGUCCAGCAGCAGGUCGACUCGUACUGCCGCACCGCCACCCUCCUCAACCCCAAGACCACGGCCACCAAGGCCAAGCCGUCCCAGUCCCAGGAGUCUUCCGGCUCCGAGGAGACGUCCGCCUCCAGCCCCAGCAACAACGACGAGGCCUCUGCCACUGAUGCCGGCCCCUCGCAGACGUCUGGCUCUCGCACCAGCGCUACCACUGCUGCUACUGCCAGCUCGAGCACCAACGCCGCCGCUACCAUGAUGGGAAGCGUUGCCGGCAUCGUCAUGGCUGUUGCCGGUGCUGCUGCUGCCAUGGUGUAAUGGAGGGGGGAAGAGCAAUUGAUGCCAAAGUAAUGCAUGCGAAAAGACUGAAUGAAUGGGAUGGAUGUUGGACUGGGCGAAGGCGCAUCGUAUGAAUGGGUACUGU